AUGCCUUCAACAAAACACAAUUACAUUGGGUCUAAUUUGAAAUUCAGCCACCAGUUACUCAAGAAAAAGUUCCAGACAGCCACUAGAGAGCAGUUGAGUGCCGAAUUGGCCAAGCGGUGUUUCUAUAGGCUUUUCGCGAAGAACGGCUACUUGUUCCAGACAGUAGUCAACCAGGAACCUAACAAAACAAUUACUUCCCUCUUGGGCUUGUGUCAGGAGUUGGUUUUCAAAAACUCUUUAAAGAACCAUCUUCUUCUGCUGGGAAUACAGUUCGACCAGUACCUCAGCUCCGACCUUCGAAAGAUAUACUCAUCUUGGUACGAGAUGGACCGGUUUGAACAACAUCGAGAAGUUAUGAUUCAUGAGAAUGACUUCAUCGAUUUCCGGCUGAAGCUUUUAGUGGAACACACCAACGAGGUGUUGAAGUUGAAGGGGUUCAAGGAAAGGCAGCAGCGGAAGUCACUUUCCUUGUCGUUUGAGAUUACCAACCAACAUGUAGAGCAAUUCGACGAGUACAUGGAAUUCUACUUCAAACCGGUGUUAGUCCACCAUAGAGACAACCUUCGGUAUUCUAGUGGAAGUGAUUCUCCUGGUGCCAGUGAUAGCGAGAACUCUAGCGAGAGUGCUAGCGAGAAAUGUGUGCAGUGCAAUCAUUUUAGGCAGAAACGAACGGAAAGAAUCAAAUGCUUUGGCUGCAGGAGGAUUGCAACCACGAGGAAGGGUAAAAGUAAGAUUCCCACGAGGAGCAAGAUAGAAGAGAUAGAGGAGCCCGGAAAAUCCAAGGAAAUACAUUGUGAAGACUGCGAUCGUUCCAGACACUCUGACCCACACCCUAUUGACCUUAUAAAAGUUCUCGACUACCGACUCCCGCUAGAGCUUCUCCCCAUGUAUUCUCAGUUUAGCCAGAGCUGA
This is a messenger RNA of Scheffersomyces stipitis CBS 6054, 912 nucleotides long. RefSeq lists its product as uncharacterized. The coding region runs from base 1 to 912 and encodes 303 amino acids. The transcript has a single exon. Lineage: Eukaryota; Fungi; Ascomycota; Pichiomycetes; Serinales; Debaryomycetaceae. The record is from RefSeq and is a predicted model, not a curated record.